AUGAAGUCUCUUCGCACUCAAAUUCCAAGCCGCUGGCCAGCUGCAACUGGUUUGCGACUGUCAUCCAGCACAGCAUUCAUCCCUUGUGGCCGGAACGUGAGUCCACAAUUUCAACAAGGCAGUAGGGCGACAUACGCGGACCAGAGGCUUCAGAAGAAACAGUCUCCAUUAAACCAAUCCUUUUCAAUCUCCACGUAUUGCACAAAAUAUACCACUGCAAAUACCUACCCACGCAGUGUUCAGCAAUGUGCAAGAUACAGUACUAGCGCCACCACAACCAAACAACCAACAAUCCACAAUGUUUUCGAAUCCAACACUGGAACAUGGCAAUACAUCGUAGCAGACCCCGCUACAUCCAAAGCCGUCAUCAUCGAUCCAGUCCUCAACUACGAUCCAUGCACGCAGACCAUCACAACAACCUCUGCUGAUGCCUUGCUCGCCUUGGUCAAGGAAAAGGGUUAUAUGAUCGAACGCAUCCUCGAAACUCACGCGCAUGCAGACCACUUGACAUCUUCAUCCUAUCUGCAAAAACAGCUUACCCAGUCCCAAGGCUUCAAGCCGCCUAUUGGCAUUGGCAAACGCAUUGAACAGGUGCAAAAGCUAUUCGGUCAGCGCUACGGACUGGCCAAGGAUGAAUGGCUCGGCGUCUUUGAUAAACUCUUCGACGAUGAUGAAACAUUUUCUGUUGGUGAAUUAACCGCAAAGGCAAUUCAUCUCCCCGGUCAUACGCCCGAUCACCUGGGCUACCAGAUUGGAGAUAACGUCUUCUGCGGGGACACCCUUUUUCACGCAGACAUUGGCACCGCUCGCUGCGACUUCCCCGGCGGCGACGCAACCCAUCUCUUCCAAUCAGGUCGUCGACUCCUCGGUCUAGAUGAUCAUGUCAAGAUCUGGCCUGGUCAUGAUUACCCGCCCGAGGGCCGGGAGCCAAUACCUUGGAUGAGUGUGCGAGACCAGAGAGAGCAGAAUAAGCAUCUGAGAGGCGUUGUUACUGAGAAGGAGUUCGUGGAGAUGCGGACGGAGAGAGAUAGGAAUCUCAGUGCGCCGAGAUUGUUGCAUCAGUCGCUGCAAAUUAAUAUUCGGGCUGGACGGUUGCCGAGGAAAGAGGAGUCGGGGCAGCGACUGCUGCGAUUACCGUUGAAGUUGAGUGGGUUGGAUUGGUAG
Penicillium daleae is the source of this 1164-nucleotide messenger RNA. Its product is annotated as MBL fold metallo-hydrolase. Gene Ontology annotation, biological process: hydrogen sulfide metabolic process; glutathione metabolic process. The record is from RefSeq and is a predicted model, not a curated record. NCBI's taxonomy places the organism in Eukaryota, Fungi, Ascomycota, Eurotiomycetes, Eurotiales, Aspergillaceae. Gene Ontology annotation, molecular function: sulfur dioxygenase activity. The transcript is spliced from 2 exons. The coding region runs from base 1 to 1164 and encodes 387 amino acids.